Durusdinium trenchii is the source of this 4146-nucleotide messenger RNA. The record is from the annotation of a GenBank genome assembly. NCBI's taxonomy places the organism in Eukaryota, Dinophyceae, Suessiales, Symbiodiniaceae.
UUAAGAACAGUGCAGCGUUGGCAUAGGACUCCAUGCCCUUGCUAUUUUCAAUCUGUAUCCCUUUAAGACCCUGGCCGGUACUUUCACAUUCAAAACUAUUGAUCUUGGUUAGCUCCCAGCAGCGUGGGUUCAAUCAAACGGCUUUGCGUCAGUGCUUUCAUCCCAUCAAUGAACGCUGAGAACCUGCAAUGGGGAUGUGAACAGGAAAAUCAGCCUGCUCAACAAGGCAGAAAGCGUUUUAGACGUGGCUCCAUUGCUCAACAACUUGCCAGUCAGAGUUUGCCACCGGGGCCCGCCUCAGUGAAAGAACUUUUCAAUUAUCCUUCUGAACUCUUGCGGGCAAUCUUCACCAACCAUGAUUGCAAACGUCGCUGCGUUGAGCUUCUUUCAUUGGGUGUCGCUGAAAGUAGUGAUUACAGUGGCAUUGGGGCUGAGAGGGAGGCAAAAAGGUUGCUUUUUCAAGCGUUGUCCGAGGAUCUUGGAAUUGCUAUUCCCCACAUUUACACCAGAGCGUGUGACAUUGACAAGCAAUGCCAAAACUUUUUGAUUCAGGCUUCCACACAGGUAGAUUCAGGCUCUUCGUGUGUUUUCAGUGACAUCAGGGAACAGCUACACCCAACUGCCCAAGCCUUUUGUUUCGAGAAUGCUCCCAAACCAGAGGCUUCCCAGGAAGAGUGUGAGGCCAGUUUGACAAGGAUUUGGCGCUACCUCCUGGAGAAUUCAAGUUGGUGUGUGACGCAGGCUGGGGCAGGGGUGGGGAAGCUUGACCAUACCUGUUGGUGCUUGGCGCAUGGGAAGUUCUGCGUGGUAAACAAACCGAGGGCUGAUCUUGACAAGGGUCAGGUUCAGGGGAUGACUUCUGCAGCAUUGGUGUUGAACAGCGCAGGGAAUUGCUGUCAGGGGUGGAGCAGUGAAGGAAAAAGAGCGCGGGCUGCCCACGGCAGCCAACACGCACUGGCUGCCUGGGUCAGCCAGCGCAGGCAAUUAGCUAGGGCAAGGCAGGAGGACAUGUUUUUCCAAGAGUGCACACCUUUGUUUGACGUUCAGCGGUUUGUGAAAGAUCCUUUGCAAGGGACACACCACAUUGUUCAAGUCAUCACUGGACCGACUAGUCUGGGUUGGCCUACUUCCCGUGACCGCCAACUUGCGGCAGGAUUGAACCUGGAGACUUUGGUGUGGGUUGGGCCUGAGACCGCUCAAGCGAUAGAUGAAGAGUUUACUAAGUUUUUUGAGCGCUUUUGUAUGUUGAAUGGCAGCGUCUUCUUUCAAUCAGACCUUGACGCAACAAAGUCUUGGUGUGAAAAAAGGUUGAAGCAGAAACAUUUCUUUGGACCGAUGCCAUCAGGAAACCAGUUGUGGAGAAAGGUGUUGUCCCCUGGACAGCUUCAGCGCUUGGAAGCAUACCAGCUUGUCGUGAAAGAAAAUGCGGCUUUGGAUGGAACUUUCAUUUGUGAUUUGGACCAUUGGCCAGACAGCCCAGGGCCAUCGCAUGGUCCAUUUUUCCCUUGCCUUCUCCGACAUGGGCUCAUCAUGGAUUUGAACACCUUCAAAAUUGCCAGUUCGAUGGACCGCUUCCUGGCGUUGGGUUUCCAUAUGACCAGGGAUGUCAGUGAAAGGUUUCAUUGGCCCCUGGCGGAGUACGCCAUGGCGCUUCCUGACACAGUGGUGAAGUCAGACUCCAAGAACACACGGAAGCGGAAGCAGUCUCGGAAGGCAAAGACUCCAGCAGCUCCAGCAAGCCCAAAGGUUUCGACGGAGAAGAUUGAGCGCAACGGAUGUCUUGACACCAAGCAUUAUGUACUUCUUGACAAGUUGCCCAAGGCUGCCUUGCCGGAUAAACCACCAGCGGGCAAGCACCAGUAUCAGCUUUCUCUUCACCGAAGUGUCAAGAUUGUGUUGAACUUCAAGGUGCGUUACAUGAAGGUGGUGCACUUCCAUGCAAAGCGGGGUUAUCGUUUCAAGGGUGUUCAUGACAUUGCAAGGGUUUGGCGAAGUGCCCUUGAGCAAGCGCAGACUUGGAUGGAGAACCCGCCUCAACCCCGACUCUUUCAGCCACCCAUUCAAUCUGGCGCGGGUGCGUCUCGAUCCGAUGUCAAUGCCGGCGAGGAUCUUUCCGGCCAUGAGUUCUCGGACUCGGAAUCGGACUCUGGCUCAACUGACCACAAGAAGGCAUUUGACAAUAUGAUGUACCAACGAAAGUCGCGCAAAGAUCUCUCCAAAGAGGAGAAAGAGGCUUUUGAUGCAGAGAUGAAGGAUGACGGAGCUGCGGGGAAGGCUGUCGGAAACUUCGCGCGUGACAACCCACCGGAAAUGAAGAGGAAAGGCUUGGUUGACUUUGCAAAGUUUGUUCGUAGCUAUGGACAAAGGGUUUCUUCAAAGGCCUCAGAAGGCACUGUCCCCAUGACUGAGCGAGCUUUUUUCAAGCAUGCUGAGAAUGUGAUGGGUCUUACCGAUGACGAGGCCAAGGAAGCAUGGCAAGGGUAUGAGAAGGAUCCUGGCAUUGAACGGGACAACAAGGGGUUCAGGGGGCUGAAAGGUUGUGGCUCCCACUGCAAGAGUCCAAGACAAAAGAUCGUGAACACUAUGUGGAUAACCAGGGGCUCUGUGGACAAGCCCGAGGAGGAUGCUCCGAGCAAGCCCGUGAACUUGACCCGUGAAAAACCAAUCUUGCAUCGCCAGUGUGACAACCAUGUGCGCAAACUCACAAAUGAUUUGAAGAAGUCUGUAUCUGUUGCCGAUGCUGCUGCAGCCGCCUACAGAACUCAUCCAGAGCAGUUGAAGACUGGUGACCGUGCGCUUCUUUCGCUGGCUCGUGUGUUGCAAUUCCGCCAUGAGACAGGGGUGCGGUGCCUGGGGUCGGUGACGGACAUUCUUCAGCUGGUGCCAGAUGCUUCUCUCACGAGGAAGUCUUCUGGAGAACCAGCUGGAGGCGCUGACGCGGAUGUUUUGACUGCCCGCAGGCAGGUGACUUUUGAAGAGUUUCUUCAAGAGCACCGCGCAAGCAAGGAGAAGUUUUGGGAGGGCGAGACUGAGCAUGUCAUGUGCCUUGGAGAUGCCUGGGCGUUUCUGGACCAAAUUUUGGACGCCCAAGACACAGCUACGUUUUUGGGGCUGAAGCGCAAGUGGAAUUUGGCUGAGAAAGCCCUUGGGCAGAUUGUGAAGGGUGUCAAACAGUCAGCUGACGACUUGACAAGGCACAUGAAGGUCAAAGUGUCUGAAAACAACCGCGCUCAAAAGCGCAAGGCCGAAGAGCAGGACAAGCAAGCCUUGCAGAAAGUCAAGGAUGAUGCAAAGGCCGCAGCUGACGCCAUCAAGAAACGAAAGCAAAGCGCAGAGGCAGUUCCUGCACUCUUCACUGCGUCUGUUCCAGACAAUGUGGCUCAGAGAGUGUCUCACCUGGACAGUUUGGCUCAGGUGGCAGAAACUCAGUGGCGCCAUGACUUUCCCUGGAAAUGCCCCAUGUGUGAUUCCCUGAAGAUGGUUUUGGGGGAGGGCAAGGUGCAGAAAGCGCUUGCUACGUGGGGAUCGCAGUACAAGAGGACCCUGGCGCAGACCAAGCUUGACCAGGUAACAUUCCCAUUCGAAGAGAAGUCGGGGCUGCGUGAUGUGAAUGGUGUUUUUGCAGACAUCGUCAAGGCGACCGAGCUACCCGACAUUUCAGGUGUCCCAGGUGGCAAAGCCUUCACGUCUGCUGCUUGGCUCUUCGGGUGUCAUGUUGACAUGAAAGCUGUUGGAUUCACCCCAAACCAUGCAGCGUUGGUCAAGUUGCUUGCCGUUGGGGAGGUCCGCCGCAUCCUUGUUGAGUGGUCCUCCUUCAAGGAUGCCAUUGGUGAGUUUUCCAGCAUCGAAGAGGUUUUGACAAAGUUCAAAAAAAUGGACCAGGAUGGUUUGAAGGAUUUGGCUGCCAAGGGGGUGGUGAUGAGGCAAUGUCUCUUGCAAAAGCAGGAGGUCUUGUACAUCCCAAUGGGCUGGCUGAGUGUUGAAGUCGCCUGCCCCUCUCCCUUCAUCUAUGGGAUUCGGAAGUCCUUCUUCAUCAAGAGCAAAGGGAAGGUGUACGAAGAGUCCAUCGAGGUUGCAAAGAGCAUGGAAGGCACUGGCAAGAGUGUGGAGAGGAUGGGGAAAAUUUUGGAAACAAUGGACAAGUAA